AUGCUUAACGAACGCGGCUACUGGGCGAGGUCGGAGGGCGAGGUCCGCGAUAAGACGAAGGGCGAGAAGGAGAUUGUCUGGCCUGCCGCUUGGGCUGUGCACGUCGACUUUUCUGCUGUCACUGGACUUGCCUCGCAGACGGAGAGGUUGAGAGCGCUGGCGGAGGGGAUGGGACUGAAGUUUAUCGCUCUCAAGGCCGAGGACGCCUUCGACCCAACGCUGAGCCGGAGGAUAGGGGCUGCGGCUGGUCUGCCUGUCGAGGAAGGUGAGGGAGAGGGGGUAGCGCUGAGCGUCAAUUUGGCUGAUAUUGGCCUGAACCUUCACAGCGCACCCAAGCAGGACCCCUUGGAGGCGCUUCGGGCGCUGCUCGCCGGACUCCCUGCCCCGAGUCGCCCGACACUGCUUGGACACAUCCUCGACGGUCUUCUCACGCUGGCCGCCACGACAUUGCCGAACGUUGGUGUUCUGCUCGAGGGCGAAACCUCAACACGUCAGGCCGAGCGCGUCAUCGGCGCGACUGCUGGAGGAAGAGGCUGGGCUCUCCCGCUUGAGCUUGCCACCCGCCUUCCGCUCACCACUUCCGCCUCCUCUUCUGAUCCCUCUGUUAAGGCUACGACGCGGGUAGUCCGCAUCAAGCCAAUGAAGGACAUCACCGUGAAGGAGGCUGCGAUCUACUGCCGCACCUCUGGCCUCGAGAGCGUCAACGAGCGCAAGUGGGAUGGCACGGUUGGCGAGCCGCGGCGCGAUGCACGCGGCAAGGGAGCCUUUGCGUCUAUCGAAGCACUGACAGAACGCUUCAUCGCUACGUUGAAUGUCUCGCACCCCUCGACUGUCAAUACCAUCAACCGGACAGGGAACAAGUUGCAGUUCGCUGGCACACCCAACAACGAGCAAACCCGCUGCCCAUUGUGCGAGAUGCCCGUCGAUGACUCGGCGACCGAGUGGAAAGCGCGCGCUUCUCUGACAUCCCUGCCAGGGCGAGGACCAGAGAGGAAGGAAGAGGAGCCGCGGGAGACGGAGCUGAGGCCGCUCCUGUGCUACUCGUGUUUGACAGCUUUCACGCCACUGACGGCGGCCAAGCGCGACCAGCUUGCUGCCGACGUCCCGCUGCCGCUCUGGGUUGGCCCGCAGGUCGCACAACGGAGAGGCGUCUCGGAGGACGAGAUGCGGCGGCAGAUCGACGAGUUCAUCAUUGCGGACGACGAGUAG
Molecule: messenger RNA, 1209 nt
Organism: Trichosporon asahii var. asahii CBS 2479
Lineage: Eukaryota; Fungi; Basidiomycota; Tremellomycetes; Trichosporonales; Trichosporonaceae
Exons: 3
Coding region: 1-1209 (402 amino acids)
Biological process (GO): tRNA wobble position uridine thiolation
Cellular component (GO): cytosol
Molecular function (GO): tRNA binding; sulfurtransferase activity
Source: RefSeq, a predicted model, not a curated record